AUUGAAAUUGAAAUGAGUUAUAGAAUCGUCCCCCUAUACUCCUAAUUUGAGCUUCCCAGUAUAGAUUUUAGGACUCAAACACACCUACAAUUUUAAUUUAUAUUCGGUGUCCCAUUAUUUUACAAUAAUUCGUUUAUGACCAAACCAGUUCAUCACUCUCUCGCCUCGAUAUUAUAACCCAUCUUCAUUUGAAUCAAAGAAGAGAGACUCCUCAUUACUUGUUUCUUUUAUUUGGUUCCUUUCUCGCACACUUCCCUUGUGAACAGAGUUGAAACCUCUUCAACCUUAGAGUUUUAGUUUUCUCUAGUUGUUCAUCAUAGCAUUAUUAUUAUGGCUCAGAGGUACUUGCACCAGCUACUUGAAGAGGAUCAAGAGCCGUUCCUUCUAAACAAGUACAUUUCCGAUAGGCGAAGCCAAAUGAAAAGGCCUUCCCCGAUGACGAGUUUGCAAGUGAAGAAACGCAAAUCAACCAAUCCAAACGCAAACUUCCCGAGAAAUCUCUGCAAAAGCGCUUGUCUUUUCUCCCUCACAGACACUCCAGACCUCAGAAAAUCACCACUCUUCGAAUUCGCUUCCCCAGUCAAAAGCCCUUACAAAUCACCAAACCCUAUUUUUCUUCACAUCCCUUCUAGAACCGCUGCUCUGCUUCUAGAAGCCGCUCUCAGGAUCCAGAAACACACUUCAAAGCCCAAAACAAAAGCCCAAUCCUUCGGCCUCUUUGGGUCACUAUACAAGAGACUCACUCAGCGGAGCCAUAAAAGGCGAGAGAUAGAGUGUGGUGGUGGUGGCGUUAAGGUCUCGGUGAAGGAUGUUUUGAAGUGGGAUUCCUCUGUGGGGCGAAGAAAAGCUUCUAAAGCCAACGGGAAAUGCAAGGAAACAGGGAAUGUGAAUACGAAUGCGAGUGAAGUGGGGUUUGCGUGUUCUUACAAUAUUGGUAGGCCUAGUAGUAGUGCUGUUUGGUCAGAGAGCAAUGAAGAUAAAUCACUAGACAUUGAAACCUCAAGUAGUGGCUACUCUGAAAAGAUUCACUUCGUAACCAAUAUACACAAACACUACUCCACGUGCUUCUGCGAAAGCCCGUUCCGUUUUGUUCUUCAAACCAGCACCCCUUCCUCCGGCCACCACACGCCGGAGCUUCCCUCGCCGAGUCGCCACCCAACUGAGGAGAAAGAAAGUAAUGAAGGUGAGAGUCUGAAGAAAUUCGAAUCAGGGGAAGAAGAGGAGGAAGAUAAGGAACAGUGCAGUCCAGUGAGUGUGUUAGACCCACCAUUCGAGGACGACGACGAAGGGCAUGGAAACGGUGAUGAAGAAGAAGAGGAAGAGGAGGAGGGUGGUUUUGAUUUGGAGUGCAGCUAUGCGAUUGUACAGAGAGCCAAGCAGCAGUUAUUGUAUAAGCUUCGUAGAUUUGAGAAACUGGCGGAGUUGGAUCCAGUGGAACUUGAGAAAAGAAUGCAGGAUCAAGAAGAGGACGAGGAUGAAACAUUUAUGGAAGAGGAAGAUGGCCAUGAUGAGAAAAACCAAGCAUCAUGCAAAGAAAAUGACUUUAGAAAACUAAUUUUCCAAGCUCUGUGCCAGUCAAGGGUCCAUGACAGACAGCAAAUCCCAGAGGACUUUAAGAAGCUGGUUUCUGAUCUCAUUUUGGAAGAAGAGAGAGCACUUGAUUCCUUAGAAGAUAAGGACAUGGUGAUAAGCAGGAUAUGCAAGAGGCUGGAAUUGUGGAAAGAAGUGGAGUCUAAUACAAUUGACAUGAUGAUAGAAGAUGACUUCUCUAGAGAGGAUAGUGAGUGGAAGAGAAAUAUAGAGCAUAUAAGAAAUAUGGCUGGGGAGCUUGAGCUUGCUAUCUUUGGCUUUCUGGUGGAGGAAUUUUCAGAGGAACUAGUAUGUUAAUGAAUUAAAUUUUGAAGCAGCUGAAGAACUUAGUAUGAAUGAUCUUUAUUCUUUUUCUUAGAAUUAAGAGUACAGUCUGACUUUCAACGGGAUAGGCUAGUAAUUGAAAAAAAAAAAAAAAGUAACCCAAAAAGAUAAUCAGGGUAUAUAUGUACAUGACUCGUGUUUGUAGCUGGCUGUGGGGAUGCUGUAAGUUACCUUUCUUAAUGUAAUAAUAUAAUUUACACUUCUUGGUCCCAUUCUUACAA
Messenger RNA from Glycine soja, 2135 nucleotides. RefSeq lists its product as uncharacterized. The record is from RefSeq and is a predicted model, not a curated record. The transcript is spliced from 3 exons. Lineage: Eukaryota; Viridiplantae; Streptophyta; Magnoliopsida; Fabales; Fabaceae. The coding region runs from base 331 to 1887 and encodes 518 amino acids.